CGAAGAAGUAGAUUGGGAUGAUCUCGACGAGUGGAGAGGUGGAGAAGGCUCUCUGGUGGCGAAAGACGAAGAUGUUCUCAGUUUGGCAGGAGCAGAAGGUGAAGUCGAGGGCGAAACCGCAGAAGAUCAAGCAAAAGAAAAGUCCCCUCGUAAAGCCGAAAACAAACCUCCAACCGGACCACCUCGAGCCCCUCCCACGGGCCCUAGAAGAUCGUUGGCAAGAAACCCCAAUCAAGUUGAACCUCCUACUGGUCCGCGUAUGUCAAACGACAAGACUCAUAUCGCGCCGACAGGACGUUACACUCCGAGAAACGGGGCGAACGGGAACCGAGGAGAUGACAGAGGGUUCAAAUCACAGGUCUCUUCGAAUAACCAAAAUUAUCACAAUAACCAGAACACGUCAAAUAGUCCGAACAUUACAAACAAUCCCGCAGCUCCUAUAUCUGAUAAAGGUCAGGAUAAGAUAGAAGAUGACGAUUUACCUGAAGGUUGGACAAAAGUCAUGUCCAACACCCACAAGAUCCCAUUUUAUUAUCACAAGACUACCAAGACUACCGUUUGGGUCAAACCGACGGCUGAUACUUUGACAGAAGAUCGUCCACCUUCUCCACCUGCUCCACCUCCAAACGAUACGCAGGUGAAAGAACAAAAUCAAGUAACCACUGUUGAGAAGACCGAAUCAAGUCCAGUGACUCCAGCUAAUGUUGACGAGGUUGCUUCUGCUUAUGCGAACCGUAAGGUCGUCCAGUCUGCUCAAGGUCAGAAUGGUGAACAGGCGAUGCGUCCUCCUCCACCUACGGGACCUUCUAACUGGAGAC
Molecule: messenger RNA, 818 nt
Organism: Tremella mesenterica DSM 1558
Lineage: Eukaryota; Fungi; Basidiomycota; Tremellomycetes; Tremellales; Tremellaceae
Exons: 3
Molecular function (GO): protein binding
Source: RefSeq, a predicted model, not a curated record